AUGUCUCGAACAUUAAAAUCAGCACUGAGUUUAAAGCAAUUCAUGCUAAGACAGGAAGUUCUGAAACUUUAUAAGGAUAUAUACAGGACAAUUAAUAACAUCCCAGACGAAUCAAGUCGAAAGGAAAUGAAGAAAUGGCUUAGCGAUGAUUUUAGAAAGAAUAAAGACUUGAAAGAUGAAAUAACAAUUAAAAUGAGCAUCCAAGUUGGAAUGAGAAGCUUAAAGGAACUGCAAAACUCUCUCGAAUUAAGUGGUAAUAUUAAAAAUAACAACAAAAAACUUUAA
Molecule: messenger RNA, 285 nt
Organism: Chironomus riparius
Lineage: Eukaryota; Metazoa; Arthropoda; Insecta; Diptera; Chironomidae
Source: the annotation of a GenBank genome assembly